GCGCGCACCAGUCCGAGACCCCGCAGCUCCGCCCCAACACUGAUCCAUGCGGAGGAGAAGCACCCGUGGGUGAGGAGCGAGCUUCUGUGCCCGGGAAGCCUCCUCGGGGGCCAUGGGGGGACAGGUGAGGCUGCCGCCCGGAGAGCCCUGCCGAGAAGGCUACGUGCUGUCUCUGAUCUGUCCAAAUGCCUCCCAGGCUUGGUGUGAGAUCAUACGUGUGUCACAGCUGUUGGCUUCUCCUGUCCUCUACAGGGACCUGAAUUCCAGCAUAACCAACUGGAGCAUUUCUGCAAAUGCAGAGAACAAAUACAGUCUUUAUGUAGGCCUGGUACUGGCAAUAAGUUCCAGUAUUUUUAUUGGCUCCAGUUUCAUCCUGAAAAAAAAGGGCCUCUUACAACUGGCCAACAAGGGCGUUACUAGAGCUGGACAAGGUGGAUAUUCUUACCUCAAGGAAUGGCUCUGGUGGGCAGGAUUACUCUCAAUGGGAGCAGGCGAGGCUGCGAAUUUUGCAGCUUAUGCUUUUGCACCUGCCACCUUGGUCACCCCACUGGGCGCUCUGAGUGUUCUCAUAAGUGCACUGUUGUCUUCCUAUUUUUUAAAUGAGCACUUGAACAUUCAUGGGAAAAUAGGCUGCAUAUUAAGUAUAUUGGGGUCAACUGUGAUGGUUAUCCAUGCCCCACAAGAAGAGGAAGUCGCUUCUCUGCAUGAAAUGGAAAUGAAAUUGAGAGACCCAGGAUUUAUCUCCUUUGCUGUGAUCAUAACUGUGAUCUCCUUGGUGCUGAUUUUGAUUGUAGCUCCCAAGAAAGGACAGACCAAUAUAUUGGUCUACAUUUCAAUCUGUUCAUUGAUUGGAGCAUUUUCAGUUUCUUCUGUCAAGGGCCUGGGAAUUGCCAUUAAGGAACUACUGGAAUGGAAGCCCAUUUAUAAGCAUCCCCUGGUCUUUGUUUUGCUGGCUGUACUCGUGCUUUCAGUGACAACACAGAUUAACUAUCUCAACAAGGCACUGGACACCUUUAAUACAUCUCUUGUGACUCCCAUUUAUUAUGUGUUCUUCACGUCCAUGGUAGUAACUUGCUCUGCCAUCUUAUUCCAAGAAUGGUAUGGCAUGAAUGCUGGAGAUGUCAUCGGGACUUUGAGUGGGUUCUUCACCAUUAUCAAUGGCAUCUUCCUUCUACAUGCUUUUAAAAACACUGACAUUACCUGGAGUGAUCUGACAUCCACUACUCAGAAAGAAGUCCUCUCUCUGAAUGGCAAUGAAGACAAAUACGUCUUACUAGAGAAUGUAGAAUGUUCAACCCCAGAAUUUGAUGAUGACAUUACAUUGUUUAGCAGGACUGAUGAUCAAAGUCCCUAGAAACCCUGAACUUUAACCGCUAAGAGACACUUGGAGAGGAGAAGGAAUACCUGAUUCUUGGAACAACUAUUAGGAAAGCUGGCGUUUUUAAAGUUCUAACUAAUAAUUUAGACAUGAGCCCAAAUAAAAAAGCCUUUAUUUUUGGCCAUCAAACUUGAAAAUCAAAGUUUUGAUCCUCCUCCAGAAGGCUUCUGCUGUUUUUCAUUUCUGCAAACUUGAAAUAUUCCCUAAGCAUGAAAGAAGUCAAAGAGUUAGAUAACUCAGAAUAAUCUCUUUCUUCUGGUCACAAUAUGUUUGGCUCUGCCAGGUGGCUCUUCAUUUCUUUGGCUGCUAUUCUUAGUCUCUCAGUAAUUCAUAGGUAAACACAACUGUGUGCUGGUAAGCAGAAUAUCAGUCACCAUUCUCUAAUGAGUCAUAGUUUCAAAUUAUUAAAACUGAGAAGCGAGAUCACUGAUGCCUCCCACCUUCUACAACUUCCUUCUUUCUAAACUAGGUAGCUAAAGGGUAGAGUGUUUAAGAAAAAAAUAGACAUGUUGGAAAUCUGCUGCUUGGUGGGCUAGAAUGUGUAAGACACACAUGCCCAUGAAGGGCUUAUAAAUUGUAACUUAUUGAGUUUGAGGAGAAUAGGAAGGCGAGUUAACUUCGUAGAAAACUCAGGGAAUACUACAGGAAAAUACCUUUUCAUAUUAAAGCCUACAUAAAAUUUUCCUAUCUCACUCCAGGUGCAUGGCAGGAGUAACAUUUUUGGUGGUCUCUACUGUUUAUGGAUAGAUUAAUCCAUUAAUCUUUUCUCAUUGAUUUAAUGGAAAAGAAAUUAGCUAUCUUAUUUCUAGACUAACUUAUUUCUCGCAAAAAAAAUCCUAACCAAAAAAUUAUGACAUUAAAAACAAACAAAAACUCUUCAGGUUGACUGGAUUAUUCUCUUCUAAUGUCAAAUGUUAUUAGUUUUGUUUGUUUGUUUGUAAUCUACCUCAAGUCUAUUCUGGGUAAUAAUAGUAGAUUCUUUUCUUCAGAAUUCUAUUAAAGUGACUUUAGCAUUUCCCCAGUUCGGUUGAACUGUGAUUGAUUUUCACAGUGAUGACCUGAGAUGAUUGCAAAGCCCUAAAGUGCUGGCACAAUCUCUUCGGCACAGUUUAGUGUUGAAUGCAAUUCAGUGCAUUCUAAACUUUUGAAAAUUGAUAAUCCGUGGAAGAUUCAUGGUUGAUACCUCAGGUCAAAUAUAUGUUUACUGUGUUGAUUGCUGUUUCACCUUAAUUGUAUAUCAGAUAUAUAAGCUAUGAACACAAGUUUGUAGAAAAAGUAUUCUCUUAAAAAGUAGUGUCUGAAAGUUGUAGAAAUUCUUUUAAGUUUCUCUUUUUCUGUUGAAAACUCUGUUGAUUUCUCCAGGACACCUUCUUGGUGAGGAAAUUAAUAGCAUCCAACCUGAGGUUGGGGUAGUCCUCCACUUGACUGUAUCUUAGUGUCAGAUAUUUCUUCAACGUCACCUGUUACAAAGCUUUGCCCUUGGUAUGUUGUGCCCAGGUUAAAGGUUCUUGGAACACAAGAACCCAUGUGUACCCUGGGUUGGAAAAUGAACUGGUGUUGACACAUAUGCCCAGGAGAAAGUCUGAGAAAGAUCUAAUGAGCUGAAAUAUGUUGAGAAACAAUGAAACAUUUGAAAAACUCUAAAAAUCUCUGGUGGGCAUAUGCAUUGAAAAACUAAAAUGUUGCAAAUCCGAAACCCAGAGUACUUUUUCCCAAAUAGGAAGAUGUUGUCUAAGGAGGAAUAAAAUGCUGGAUCCCUGUAUUGAGACUAACUGUGUUAGUCUUAACUGGUAGUCUCAUAUGUGUAUAUUUUAAUAUGUAUACUUUAUCUCACAUAGAUACCUUAAGAUUUAUUAUGUGAAUAUCUGUACACAUGUCAUUAAGGAUCACAAAGCUAUCCUCACACAGCCAAAUGGAAAGCUCGUCCUAAUUCUAUAAACAUAAUAGUUUCAUUUUAUUUUCCAACUUACAAUUUUAUUCUUAGGUCAAUGGUUAAUGAUUUUAUUUUUAGUUCAGAUUUCAGAAUGUUCAUAAAACCCUCUAGAUUUAGAAACAUGCAAUUAAAUUAACAUUUUUGUUUUAAGAGUAUGAAAUCAAAUACAUAUAUGUGGAAAGCACCCGCAUCAUACCUGAUAUUGAGGCAUUUAAUACAAUUUAGUUUUCUUUGAAUCAACAUUUUAAUUCUCAUAGUCUCAGUACUAUAUAGGUAAGGACCAUUAGUUGCCAGUUUUCAUAUAUUCUUUUUCUUUUUUCAAUUUGUGUUACCUUAGCUCAUUUUUAAUAAUCCAAGUGAAAAUGAAUUCCAUUAGUAUACUAUCUCAACAAUACAAAAUGAUUCUGACAAAAAUAUUUUAUUUUUCCUAAUAAAACCAAACUAAAUGCAAUCUUCACAUUCCAACAAAACUUUGUGGAAAAGUACUUUAUAUGAAUAUAUAUGAAAUAUUUUCAAAUGUUUUGAAAAACUAUGAUCAUGAAAUUUUCUAUUUUUCAAAUGUUUAUAAAUACUGUUCAUUUUAGAAAGUUUACAACUUUUAAAUUAAUGUUUCUGUAUGUUUUUCAUUUGCAAUCAAAUAAUGUGGUUUAAUUAUGCUUGUUGGAGUUCAGUUUUGAGUUUCUUGAAGUUAAGUUUAUGUAAAGGCAAAAAUACCCCUUGAAAUCAAAAAGAAAAUUCUGAGGUUUAAAAAAAAAUCUGCACUUUGUUUAAUGCUUUGUCAUUUUCCUUGAAAUUAAAAUCUGUGUUUUAGAAAAAGGCUCUCCACAAAACCAUCUCCUGAAUGAAAGGUAGGAGACACUAUCUUAUCUUUUGAUAAUUUUAUUGAACAGUCAGUAUAAUGAAAUCUCCCCUCAGUUCAGAAAUUUAAAAGAAAAAGGAGGAGGAGGAGAAAAAAGCAUUAUAACAAUAUUUGGUAGCAUUGCAUUACAUCAAAAUUUACAUUUGCAAACCCUCAGCAAAUUUCCUUCUAGCCCCAUUAGAACUUCAGUAUUGAGCACAUCACCAUGACUUUAUCAAUUUUCCCUGUUCUGAUUUGAAUUCAUGUUUGAGAAUAACUCCCUCAGUUGUUUCUAUAGACAUGAAUUGUCUAGGGUACAGACGGCCUCUUUCUUACCUGUGUCUGUUUUAUAGAUGAACAGCAAUAAUUUGCAAUUCCCUAAAUCGCAUAGUUACUUAGGAUCAGAAUGAGGACCAAAAUCCAAGUCCCUCAAACCUCCCAGACUACCCACUCCACGGAAUGUAGGCACGUCUAAGGAGGCCUUGGUGGAGCACAUCUCAGCAGAGUUAGAACGAACUACAGCUUCCCCCAGCAAGCUGUGUUAGCGUAUACCAAACAUUUUAGUACCCUAGCUGCGGUGUAUAGGAAGCCUCCAAGAGGUAAGCUUAGGUUACAAAGAGUCUUAACUUUUAUCUGUAACUAUGAACAACAUAUGUUUCCCAAUGAAAGCUUUGCUUGCAAAAAACAAAAAAAGUUUUUUGAGAGAGCCGACUACCUGAGAUACCUUUUCCUACUUCGGUCACAAAUCACAAAAAAACCUUUCUUCCUGAGGGAAAACCGAAUCUCCACUAAUGCCAUUAGUAUGGGAGAAAGCCUUUGAGAUAGAAGCCACUUUCAUUUUUAUAUGUAGAACUUCCCCUGUGGCUGGGGACAGAGGGGGCAGAAUCUCUGCAGGCCAAGCCCUACCAGCCUCAAGCCUGUCCAGCCCUCAUGAGACAAGGCCUCUCACCAGUUUUCUGCACUGGGACCCUCAUAAGACCACAUGGCCCUCACUCGCACCCAGCCACAUGUAGGUCCCAGCAACUACUUGACUGGGGGGAAGCACAUGGAGGGGGUUGGUAGUGGAGAUAAGAGCCAAGUUCUGAGCACCAUGUUCCCAGAAUCCCUUCCCACCCCCUGCCUUCUGUGAUCCAGCCAGUAACUCCUGAUUGCCAGCAUGCAACUCAAUCUGGCCCCAAAGCUUGUGGCACUAUUUACAAUAGCCAAGACAUGGAAGCAACCUAAAUGUCCAUCGGCAGAUGAAUGGAUAAAGAAGAUGUGGUAUAUCUAUACACAGUGGAAUAUUACUCAGCCAUAAAAAAGAAUGAAAUAAUGCCAUUUGCAGCAACAUGGAUGGACCCAGAGAUAAUCAUACUGUCAGAGCAAGAUAGAUAUCAUAUGAUAUCACUUAUACAAGAAAUCUAAAAAAAAUAAUAAUAAUACAAAUGAACUUAUUUACAAAAAAGAACUAGAUUCAGACAUAGAAACUUAUAAUUACCAAAGGGGAUAGCGGUGGUGGGGGGGAGAGAGAGAAAUUAGGAGAUUGGGAUUAACAUAUACACACAACUGUAUAUAAAAUAGAUAACUAACAAGGACCUACUGUAUAGCACAGGGAACUAUACUCAA
Balaenoptera acutorostrata (minke whale) is the source of this 5754-nucleotide messenger RNA. It is a transcript of the gene NIPAL1, whose product is annotated as NIPA like domain containing 1. Lineage: Eukaryota; Metazoa; Chordata; Mammalia; Artiodactyla; Balaenopteridae. Gene Ontology annotation, molecular function: magnesium ion transmembrane transporter activity. Bases 113 to 1354 code for a protein of 413 amino acids. The transcript has 6 exons. The record is from RefSeq and is a predicted model, not a curated record. Gene Ontology annotation, biological process: magnesium ion transport. Gene Ontology annotation, cellular component: membrane.